Acanthopagrus latus (yellowfin seabream) is the source of this 2287-nucleotide messenger RNA. RefSeq names its product ubiquitin protein ligase E3 component n-recognin 7 (gene ubr7). Gene Ontology annotation, cellular component: cytoplasm. NCBI's taxonomy places the organism in Eukaryota, Metazoa, Chordata, Actinopteri, Spariformes, Sparidae. The record is from RefSeq and is a predicted model, not a curated record. The transcript is spliced from 12 exons. Bases 616 to 2031 code for a protein of 471 amino acids. Gene Ontology annotation, molecular function: ubiquitin protein ligase activity; zinc ion binding.
CUUCUGCGCAGUCUCCGUGGGCUUUCUCUCGCUCCACCAGCUCGCUGAGCAGUCGUGAUACGUUCGGGUUCAGGUCGUGAAUUCCGUUGAUCAGAGAACUCAGAUUAUUUUCAACAUCAACGCUGAUCUUCUCUUUCAAUCCAUCUCUGAACUUCAGCUCCGCACACACAGCCACGACCGCCAUCUUUGCUACAACGUAGUGCUGUCGUCAUCACGUACCGUCUGUCGCCUUCAAAGCCCCCUAAAAUUGUAGUUUCAUAGCCUUUUUUCCAUCUUCAGUAUUAUUGGUACUUGCUGUAUUCGAUGAAGCUUCCAACUUUUAUUCAGAUGUUGAAAAUGAUUUUGUUUCUGCAGGAACACAGGAUGUUUUUGUUUGACGAACAUGUUAUAAAUUAAGACACAUGACUGAUCUGAUUUGUAAUGAAUCUUUCCGUGAUAUCUGGUUGUCACGGGAAUGCACCACAGAGCCACCACAGCACCACAUUAUAGUUUAUUUACGUUAAAAUGUCAUCAAAGUUAAUUUCCCAUCAUAUUUAAUCACUCGUGUUUCUCCGCUCGAAUCUUUUUCUUGGUGUAAUUUGUUUUGUUUGAAACGUCGCUGACCUCUGACCCGUAAUGCCGCCAAAUACGAUCUGCGGAAAUAAACCGGAAGUUGCUAUUAGGCUAAAAGCAGCUAGCGGGUUGAUAACAAAGAUCCACCAGCUGAUCAGGCGUAGCGGAUUAUUGAUUGUUAUUGAUCGGGUUAUUGACUGGUUUACAGUCGGAUCAGACGGUGCAGACUAUCUGCCUUACGUUCCGGUUCGGUUCCUUUUCAGCUCGCUGCAGGUUCUGAACAUGUCGGAGGAGCCGACAGUGUCUCUGGUUGAUGUUCUGGAGGAAGAUGAAGAGUUGGAGGAAGAAGCUUCAGCUGUCCUGGCAGGAAGUGACUCCGAUCAUUGCUCAUAUCCUCAGGGCUACGUGAAGCGUCAGGCUCUGUAUGCCUGUAACACGUGCACACCUAAAGGCGGAGAGGCAGCAGGCGUGUGUUUGGCGUGUUCAUACAAAUGUCAUGAAGGACACGACCUCUUCGAACUUUACACCAAGAGGAACUUCCGCUGUGACUGUGGAAACAGGAAGUUCACAGAGCUGCAGUGUAAACUGUUCCCCGAGAAGGAGGAGGUCAACACUCUGAACAAAUACAGUCACAACUUCUUUGGGGUUUACUGCACCUGCAGUCGGCCUUACCCUGACCCAGACGACCAGGUGGAGGAUGAGAUGAUUCAGUGUGUGGUGUGUGAGGACUGGCUGCAUGGUAGGCACCUGGGCUGUGUGGUUCCGGAGUGUGUGGAGCUUCAGGAGAUGAUCUGUGAAUCCUGUAUGAACAGAAACUCUUUCCUCUGGACCUACGCUGCUCACCUGGCAGUUCCAGGUGCAGACGUACAGGUGAAGGAGGUGACUGAUGAGAAGGAGGUGACUGAUGAGAAGGAGGUGACUGAUGAGAAGGAGGUGAAGGAGGAAAUGGGAGCAGACGAGUCAAACACAAACCUUCCUAACAAAGAAGAGAAGGGUGAUGAUGUCAUCCAGCCCAGCUGUAAACGGAGUCGUGAGGAGUCGGAGUCAAGCUGUAGACUGGCGGAGCUGCUUGCGAUUGGUCAGAGAAGAGUCCAAUCAGGAGCUGUAUUCUGGCCAUCAGGCUGGCGCUCCAAACUCUGCUCCUGCACUGCCUGCCAGGAGCGUCUGUCUGCUGCCUGUCUGUCUUUCCUGUUGGACGAGUCGGACACCGUCCUCGCCUACGAGAACAAAGGGAAGAGCAGCGAGCAGACGCAGGCGGGUCACGACCCUCUGAUGUCAGCGCUCGACAACCUGAACCGCGUGCAGCAGCUGGAGAUCAUCCACGGGUACAACGACAUGAAGAGUGAACUGAAGGACUUCCUGCAGAGAUUCGCUGCAGAAGGAAAAGUUGUGACUCCUGAUGACAUCCGUCAGUUCUUCGAGCAGCAGCAGAGUCGUAAGAGACGGCGAGUGGAUGCCGGACGUUUCUACAGCCCCUGACGACCUUUGACCUCCAGCUGUCCCUCUAAAGACCUUUGACCUUUCGUGAUCUCCUGACUGGGAAUGUCGUCCAUCUGUUUUCUUCUUCCCAUUUCUUGUUUCCAGGCGAUGUUGUGGAUUUUAUGAAUACAGUUUUUAUCUUCAUUUUAUUUUGAAACUGUCAGACUUCCUGUUUCUAACGUGUGUUUUACCACCAUUUAUGUGUCUGUUUCCUUUUUAUGGAAAACUAAUUAAACUAAAUCCUUUGAACCAACAA